Molecule: messenger RNA, 1518 nt
Organism: Lachancea sp. 'fantastica'
Lineage: Eukaryota; Fungi; Ascomycota; Saccharomycetes; Saccharomycetales; Saccharomycetaceae
Source: the annotation of a GenBank genome assembly
AUGCAGAAUCUGUUUUCAAACGCUCAAAGCGACUUUAGCCUCCCGGCGGAGUCAAUGCUGGACCCGCCACCACCUGAGUAUCAGGAUGGAGAAGCCAUUAGCUUUGUGUUUCUGAUCAGUUUGUCGGUCACAUUUGCCGUGCUGAUGGUCAUGCUGAUCAUCGUGGCGCUGUAUGUGACGUUUUGCGCAGCAGAUGAGUCUGAAUAUGACGAAGAAGUGGCAUCAGCGAUGCCCAAUAUUUUCCGCAAAAAACGUAGUGGCGUUUUGUUAGACGGUUCGUUUCUUACACCGGGUCAUUUCGACGAUUCCCAAGCACUUUUGGAACAAGAAGCCAUAGAGUUACCCCGGAUGUCUAAAUUUGAGGUCGAAUUGUAUCGUCGCUCCCAAGAAUUUCAAAAAAUGUGUCCUCCCAAUAUCAAAGAGUUCGGUACCUACAUGGACGCUACCGACAAACAAAUCAUCAAGGACCGCGGAAUUCAAAGCUAUUACUUACUUCCCUCGAUUAACGACAACGUGGACCAGUAUGGUAAUUUUCUGCCCAGUUUUAUCGUGCAAGACAAACUCGACCUUUUGUUCACCAAAUAUAACAAAAGCGCCUCCACCAUCAUGAAUUAUCCACUUCCGCACAACAAGAAGGAAGCUGUAUAUUUUGAAGUUAAGGUUUUCAAGUUCCCACGUACACCAAAUUCCAUUUUCAGCUGUGGCCUUACAACGUGUCCGUACCCUUAUUUCCGCAUGCCUGGGAUGGCUCAGUUCUCCAUAGCUUAUGAAUCUACGGGCAAACUGCGAAUGAAUAACCCAUUUUAUGCCAAUACUUUGCUCCCCAAAUUGCAGGAGGGAGACGUUAUUGGGUUUGGGUAUCGCUACAGAAACGGUGCUAUUUUCAUCACCCACAAUGGUAAAAAACUCAUGGAUCUAGCUCACAACGUGGGUAUAGAUCUGUUUGUGGGUAUUGGUGCUAUGAAUGCAGCCUACACAAGAAGUUACAGCCGCGAAGGAUUGCUGGAAGACUGCGAUAACAUUUCGCUGCGGGAAAGGAUUUUGGCAAGUGAUCUGGACAUAAAGGCACCACGGGUGAUCAGCGAGCAACUAGAAACUGUGCAUGAUCCCUCGGAGUCCGAUCUGGUAUCGGAUGAAAUCGAAUUGCAUGUCAACCUGGGUCAACUCGGUUUCGUGUACGUAGAGGCCAAUGUGAAGAAGUAUGCAUUUGGAAGUGUUUUUGGGGAUAUUGGUGUGCCUCCAGCCUACAAUGGUUCAGAAAUAAAGAAAGAUGUGGUUUUGCAAAAGGGCGAUGAACUUCCGCCCAAAUAUCCUAGUGAAGAGCUAGUGCCCAUCAGAAGCGGUUCAAUCACAUUACAGGAAGGCGAACCCAGUUCGUUGGACCCUGCAGGAUACGAGCAGGACUCGUCAAGUUUCGACCGUGUUCACAACGGGAGUCAGGAGCCCAAACCCAAGCCCAGCAAGAAACGAGGUCGCAAGAAGCGUGGGAAACGCAACUCCAAACGGUCCAACUGGUAG